Messenger RNA from Plenodomus lingam JN3, 1323 nucleotides. RefSeq lists its product as uncharacterized. Lineage: Eukaryota; Fungi; Ascomycota; Dothideomycetes; Pleosporales; Leptosphaeriaceae. The record is from RefSeq and is a predicted model, not a curated record.
AUGCGUUCUUUUCUCAUUAUCGGCGCUGCCGCUCUCACUGCUGCAUCCCCUGCACCACAGGCGAUCGACUUUCCCCUUCUCAACGCUUUGCCGGUCCCCCUCCAAGGUCCUCCUGCUGGUCUUGGGCUAGCUCAGGUCAACGCAUACGAUCAAGCAAAGGCCCAAUACGCCGCUGCAGCAGCAGUCGGUGGUAUUGCCACUGCAAAGCAGGCGAAGAGAAGUACCGCUCCCGAUGCCGAUAUUGAGGCUCGCUGGGUGCCAGCCAUGACUUCUGCUCCCGCGGCUGGGGUUACAGCUGCCCCUACGGCCAACCCCUCAUCGACCAACUUCGCCCCUUCAUCCUGCGUUCCAGUCGACUGGGUGAACACCUUCGCCUUCACGGCUGACCCGGCCUGUGCUACACAGAUCGAGGUUGGCACCUACUGCGGAUUUAUCAAUCCCGAUGAUCCCUGUGCUGCUCAACCAAACGCAUAUGCUCCUCUCACUACGCCUGAUACUGCCGCUGCUUUCAAAGACAACCAUGUCUACGAUGACCUCGCUAAUUCGGCCGUGACACCUGCUGGAUAUGACAGGUCUUUCGUGAACCUUGAUGGUUCUGUCGAGGGAAGCGGAUACCUCGCCUACAAGGAACUUACCAGCUACGAUGUCAAUGCAUGCUCUGCGUACUGCGAUGCCACCAGCACAUGCACAGGCUUCAACAUCUUCAUCGAGCGCGACCCCAAGUGGAACCCAAACCAGUGCUCGUGCAGCAGCCCCGAUUCCGUCGCUAGGUUCAAGUGCAGCAUUUUCGGCCAGGAUGUCACCAAGAACGCUGCCACCAACGUCGGCCAGAACCAAGGCAGCUUCCAGGUCGUCAUUGUCGGCUCGAACGGCUACAACAAGAAGAAGUACACUCCCCCUACGCCUCCCAGCUGCAGCAACCGCCAGAGCUGCGGUACCAAGCUUCACAACCAGGCCCCAUACUGCAUGGGCACCAAGACUUUCCAGGGUCCUUUCGAUCCCUCUCUUUGUGCUGCCUACGCACAGGCCCAGAACACAGCCAACAGGAAGUCUGGUAUGAUGGGUGCGUUCAUGUCCAUGUUUGGCUUCAACAAGGGUGGAUGCGUUCAGUUCCAGGCUGCCUAUCUGGAGAAGUCGGGUAAGGGCUUUGGUACCCACUGCCGUCUCUUCACCAAGAAGUUCUCUGCUUCCCAGGCCAACUUCGAUGUUAGCUCCAGUGGCUCAGCUUGGGGAUGCCAGAAGUCGUUCACCUACGAUGUCGAUGUCAACGCCAGUUUCAACUGGGCUGGUUGGUCCAUGAAGAAGUCCAAGCGCGACGAGUAA